Messenger RNA from Anoplopoma fimbria (sablefish), 2817 nucleotides. It is a transcript of the gene tbx5b, whose product is annotated as T-box transcription factor 5b. The transcript is spliced from 9 exons. Gene Ontology annotation, biological process: cell fate specification; pattern specification process; positive regulation of DNA-templated transcription. Gene Ontology annotation, cellular component: nucleus. The record is from RefSeq and is a predicted model, not a curated record. Bases 317 to 1909 code for a protein of 530 amino acids. Gene Ontology annotation, molecular function: RNA polymerase II cis-regulatory region sequence-specific DNA binding; DNA-binding transcription factor activity, RNA polymerase II-specific. Lineage: Eukaryota; Metazoa; Chordata; Actinopteri; Perciformes; Anoplopomatidae.
GGCAACAAGAGAGGACCUCAAUGAGGAGGAACUUACAUCCUCUUUGAUCGCAUCCCAGCCUUUGCAUCCAGCGGUGACAUCUGGACGGACGAGCCGCAGACUGAGCUCAGGGAGACGGACAGCUGGAAGAGAAAACAACCCGAUGAUAUUCCGGAGCUGCACUGUGCACAUGCUGGAUUUUUUUUUAAUUUGAGAACCGACGCUGCAACAUUUGAACAGUUGGAUUGUAAAGAUAAUUUAGUUAAAGAUAACAGUGCAGGCUGCAGGAUGAGCUUGUGUUCUGCAGGGAGAGCAGAGCAGUGCGUUUGAGUGGGACAUGGCUAACGGAGGAGACCAGUUCGGCCUUGCAGAGCCUCCGGACUCUGACUCCAUGGAUUCCCCAAAAGAGCCCAAACAGAAGAAUCCCAGCUGCACUUUAAGCUCUCCGGCUUCACCGCAGGAACCGGCCUGUACUGCGGACCACAAUGGGAUGGAAGGAAUCAAAGUUCUCCUCCACGACAGGGAACUCUGGACAAAGUUUGAUGAAGUAGGGACUGAAAUGAUCAUCACCAAGGCCGGAAGGAGGAUGUUCCCCAGCUACAAGGUGAAGGUCACAGGACUCAACCCUAAAACCAAGUACAUCCUGCUGAUGGACAUUGUGCCAGCAGACGACCACCGCUACAAGUUUGCAGACAACAAAUGGUCGGUAACGGGGAAGGCAGAGCCCGCGAUGCCCGGGAGGCUCUACGUCCACCCGGACUCUCCUGCCACCGGGGCCCACUGGAGCCGCCAGCUCGUCUCCUUCCAGAAGCUCAAACUCACCAACAACCACCUGGACCCCUUUGGACAUAUAAUACUCAACUCCAUGCACAAAUACCAGCCCCGGCUUCACAUUGUGAAGGCUGACGAGAACAACGGCUUCGGCUCAAAAAACACGGCUUUCUGCACCCACGUCUUCUCUGAGACUGCCUUCAUCGCUGUGACGUCCUACCAGAACCACAAGAUUACACAGCUGAAGAUAGAGAAUAAUCCUUUUGCCAAGGGCUUCAGAGGCAGCGAUGACAAUGAGCUGCACCGCAUGGCCAAGCUACAAGGUAAGGACUACCCUGUGGUCCCUCGCAGUACUGUCCGUCAGAGAGCCUGUUCCACCGGUAGUCCCUUCAGUGGGGAGGGCCAGGGUCUGCAUGGAUCUCCCGAAGCUGUCGGAUCCCCCUUCAGCUGCGAGAACGGCUUGAGCAGCGGCAGUCCCCGGGAGCUGCUGAGGGCUCCACCGGCCCACUACACCCUUCCUCAUCCUCAGCUGCAGCGCGGCCAACCGCCGCAGGUCUACCACUGCACCAAGAGGAAAGUGGAGGAGAACUGCUCUUCAGGAAACCGGCAGCCCCCUUACAAGAAACCCUUCACCGGUGGCUCUCCGAGUGAGGGCGAGUCUUACUAUCACCCCUCCUCCUAUCCUCCUCCUCCUCCACCCGGUCUAUCCAACAACCCACUCAGCGACUCCCCCUACAGCUCAGGCAUGGGACAGCGUCAGGCUUGCAUGUUUGCGGGCUCCGAGCCCCGACUGGAUGAACUCAACUGUACAUCCUGGUCAUACACCUGCCCGCUCCCCUCUGCCAUGACCCCAAUGGAAACCUACCCACCUUACACCCCUCAUCCUCCCUACAGCUCCAGCCCUCAGGGCUCCCGACUCAGCGCUUUAGCCCACCAGAGCUCUCCGCCACUGGGAGAACACAUCGCCCACGACCCCUAUCAGAGCCAGAGCUCUGGACCUUCAUCUCAGAGCUCCCAAAACAUUCACAGCAGGCAGCUCAGCCCUCCUCUCAGAGAGUAUCCUCGCUACACGGCCACCCUGUCUCCCCCUCUCUACCACACACUAGAAACACACACACACAUCAGAUGUGGUGUCCCAGAAUGGAGUGCAGCCUCCUAACUGAACCAGGGGACACAUGAAAGACUGAUUAAUGGACAGAGAUUCCUCGUCUCGGAUUCAGUGACCCUUCUUUUUGCUUUGCGGAGAGAUGCUGUGCCAUAUACGGACUAAAUAUGAUAUGACCUUUGUAAAAUAUUUGUGAAAAGUGAUUUGUUUUGUGUGAAGAAGUUUAAUCUGUUCCUCGUUUCCCCUCCCCUGUGCUGGAUGGAGCAUUGGAUUGUUAAAGACUUGAUUUGGACAUCCAUGAAGUGUUAAAAAAAAAAGAGUCCAAGCAGCACAAUCAAAGUUGUACUUUAUUGUCUUUUCAUAGCCCAAAGACUGGUGUCAUCCCCAUGUUUUCACUGUGAGCCCUGCUAAGGCCAGAACCUGAGCAGCACUAGGCUGUUUUCCUCUCAAUGACUCCCACUCUCUUCAUUGUGAAGGAUGUAAUUGUGACCCACUAUCAGAGAGGCGGUAACAUUUACUGACCAAAAUAAUCUCAGCUCUCACAGCAGAGCCUGAGGGAGACAUUGUUUCUCUUUAGUGGAGCAAAGCACGGCUCCACGCUCAGUCUCAGUGAAGGAGAAAAGGCAUGAGUUGUCUGUGCCUGUGUGUGUUCGUAUGUAAAGCCUUUGUCAGUUCAGCUCAAGGAUGCUACGAGUUAAUUUCCAAUGAGACAGGCAGUAGUAGCUGCAGGCGUUGCACCAUAGAAAUAAACAGUUUGUUUAGACCACGCUACAGGCUGAAGGACCUGUAAACACUGCUUCCACUGCAUUCUGGGUAAAUGCACAACUCAGCAUCACGCAACUGUCACCGCUGUCCUCUCAGUCACCCCCAGCUGACCAAUCAGCUCUCUCUGUUCACUGAGAGCCAGCCAAUGAACACGCAGGUCUCUUUUAUCCCCAGCUGACCAGUGAGAGCUGUGUGCU